This is a messenger RNA of Acaromyces ingoldii, 840 nucleotides long. RefSeq lists its product as hypothetical. Gene Ontology annotation, cellular component: mitochondrial intermembrane space; mitochondrion. The transcript is spliced from 4 exons. The record is from RefSeq and is a predicted model, not a curated record. The coding region runs from base 58 to 840 and encodes 260 amino acids. NCBI's taxonomy places the organism in Eukaryota, Fungi, Basidiomycota, Exobasidiomycetes, Exobasidiales, Cryptobasidiaceae.
GGCUCAUCUUUCUGUAUCCUCUCUCUUGCGUAAGAUACCAAGGCCAGCUGUGGAGCGAUGUCCUACUCCUGGCGCCUCAGCUCUGGAGGCGCGAGUGGAAGCCGAGCGAGCAGCGAGCAGCCUGCGCUCGGAUCCACGGCCGUCGACACGCCUCCGACUCCUCCGUCGGUGCGCAAUGUGACGCCAUCGACGUGCCUCUCCAUCGUCCAGUUCCGCGCCCUCAUGCAGGAGUACCGCUCGCUGGACGACAGCAUCACGACGCGCAUGAACCGCGCGCUGGCCAAAUCGCGCGCCACGGGCGAGACGUCGUCGCCCUCGCUCCUCUCCGCCCAUGCCACAUCGUCGAACCCAACGACGAGCGACCUGGGCCGGUCGACGUAUGGCACGGCUACGCAGGGCGAGUGCGCCCGGUUCUGGAGGGAGCUCGUCGACGUUUGGACGGGCAGGGAUGAGGUGCUCAAUUACUGCCUCGCCGUCGCGGCGCAGGCUCAGGGUGCCGCCGCUGCUAGUCCGGCAGAGCGGUUGGGACUGCAGAGAGGCAACGGUGACGAGAAGAGGCUCCUCGACGCUGACCUGCCGAGGGACGUCAGGGGCGCGCUGGAUGCCGUCGGGCAGCGGCAGCAGCGGGGGGCAAAGGCAGACGACUUUGAUUCGAGGGACUCACGGAGCGAAAAGAGCCAAGACCUUGUCAAGAGACAAUUGAGAAACGAGGUGUCAAUAGAGGCAAUCAUAAGAAAGCGGUCCUUAGAAGUCCUCAAAUCUCGCUGCCGGUUCUUCCAGCCUGCUUUCACCAACGACGACAGGGGCAGACGGGAGCAGACUCUGUGGGAGCAACAAUGA